AUGAAAGAUGAAAGCCGUACAAUAACUCGAGUCAGGAGCUUGCGUUUGGAUAAGCGAUUUGAUUGGGUUGGGCCCCCGGAUGAGACAUCAAAAAUAAGACCAAUAAGGUUGCGGCGAUUGGCUGAUGAAACAGAGCAGGAGAGGAAGUAUCGUGAGGCGCGUGAAGCACUGAAUCAGUGGAGCUCACAGUUUUGGGCCUAUCACAAUAGCUUAUUCGAAAAAAAGAAAGCAGAAUUCAUUGAGCAGGUAUGA
This is a messenger RNA of Gongylonema pulchrum, 252 nucleotides long. The record is from the annotation of a GenBank genome assembly. NCBI's taxonomy places the organism in Eukaryota, Metazoa, Nematoda, Chromadorea, Rhabditida, Gongylonematidae.